CAGGACUGGGGCUGUACUCACACAAAGACACCAGAGUUACCAGCAAGAGCCAGGAGAGUGAGAGCAAAGGAAAGGAACUGGGAGCAAGAGAUGCCUGGCGUAUUUGGCACCGUGUGUGGGGGCAGAAAGAAGAAGAAGAAGUACAAGCCAGAAUCUGAAGUGUUGGAACAAGAAGUACAGCCCGUCAGUAGUCAGGGACUCAAAACCUUCAAGAAAAUGGGCCUGUCAGGUGACGAUGAUGUGAACGCCAUGCUUUGUGGUUCCAACCUCUGGAAGAUUAGGCCUGGAUGGCAUGCAGCCAGAUUAUACCGCCUGGAAUCUGAUGGAAUGACCGUCUGGUACGAGAGCCAAGCUAAGAAGGCACGCUCCAAACAGAUCUUCUCCGUCCUGCACAUUGAAUCCGUACGGGAAGGCCAUCAGUCCGAAGGGCUACAAAAAUAUGGCCGCCGCUUUCCUGAGACAUGCUGCUUUACCAUUGCCUUCAAGGGGAGGAGAAAAAACUUGGAUCUUGCAGCAUCUUCUGAAAAGGAGGCUCUGAACUGGGUGCAGGGGUUACAGAAGCUCAUGAAACGGGCCGAGGCAAUGAGCCAGAGGGAGAAAUUAGUUCACUGGAUAUGGGAUUAUCUCCGCCAAGCUGACAGAGAUGGAGAUGAAAAGAUGACAUUCCAAGAAGUGAAGGAUAUGCUGAAGAUGAUAAACAUUGACUUGAAUGAUAUCUAUGCUUACAACCUUUUCAAGGCCUGUGACCGCUCCAAUACAAACACACUGGAGGACCAUGAGAUAGAGGAGUUCUGCACUAAGCUCAUGCACCGCCCUGAGGUGGAGGAAAUAUUCCAUCAUUACUCAGGAGAGGAUCGGGUACUGUCUGCUGAGGAACUGCAGGAAUUCCUGCAAGCGCAGGGGGAAGAUGCCACGCUGGAGAGGGCAAAGGAGCUUAUUCAAAAAUAUGAGCUCAAUGAGACAGCCAAGCAGCAUGAUCUGAUGAUGAUGGAAGGGUUCAUGAUGUACCUGUUGUCAGAUGAUGGAGAUAUCUUCAAUCAGAAGCAUAGGAUGGCGUACCAGGACAUGACCCAGCCACUGUGCCACUACUUCAUCUCCAGCUCCCACAAUACGUACCUGACCAACCACCAACUGGUGGGAGAAAGCAGCACAGAGUCGUACAUCAGAGUAUUCAUGGAAGGCUGCCGUUGUGUGGAACUGGACUGCUGGGAGGGGCCGUCGGGAGAACCAGUCAUUUACCACGGACACACGCUGACCUCAAAAAUCCUCUUUAAAGAUGUGGUGACCACCAUAAGAGACUAUGCUUUCAAAAAUUCCCCCUAUCCUGUAAUCCUGUCCCUGGAGAAUCACUGUGGCUUGGAGCAGCAAGUGAAAAUGGCGAACCAUCUACGUGAGAUCCUGGGAGACAUGCUUGUGACUAAGCCUCUGCCUGGUGCAGACACCGCUCGGCUUCCUUCUCCAGAGGCAUUAAAGGGCAAGUUUUUACUCAAGGGGAAGAAAUUAAAUAAUCGCAAGUCUGUAGAGGAAGAGGAAGGAAAACCCCGAAUGGAUACAGCCAAAGAGCUCUCAGACCUGGUGGUAUACUGUCAGACUGUGGAGUAUCGGGGACAGCCAGGAAACGUGUGUGAGAUGAGUUCCUUCAGUGAAGACAAAGUGCGCAGAUUGAUAAAAGACUCAGGAAUCAAUCUAGUGCGCUAUAAUGCCCGGCAACUGAGUCGCAUCUACCCAGAUGGUCUGCGGGCAAACUCUUCUAAUUACUGCCCCCAGGAGAUGUGGAACGCAGGCUGCCAGCUUGUGGCUCUGAAUUUCCAAACACCGGGCUACACGAUGGAUUUAAAUCGAGGUCGAUUCCAGGACAAUGGACUCUGCGGAUAUGUCCUAAAGCCUGAAUUCCUGAGAAAAGAGGAUAGUUACUUUAACCCAGAUUCUCCAAGCAAAGAGCCAAAGCUCCUUUUUGUCAAGGUCAUUUCAGCUCAGCAGCUGCCAAAACUCAACAAGGAGAAGCCCAACUCUAUUGUAGAUCCAUUUGUACGUGUGGAAAUUCAUGGAGUGGGGAAAAAGAAAGAAAAGGAAACUAAAUACAUCCUCAAUAAUGGUUUUAACCCUUACUGGAAUGAGAUACUUCAACUAGAAGUUCAAGUCCCAGAGUUGGCUCUUGUUAGGUUUGUAGUGGAAGACUAUGACAAAACGUCGAGUAAUGAUUUUGUUGGACAAUACACAUUACCUUUCCUCAGCCUAAAGCAAGGAUACCGCCAUGUUCACCUGUUGUCCAAGGAUGGAGCCUCACUGUCCCCUGCUACAUUGUUUGUGCAAAUCCGUAUCGAGGACUUGUAAAGCCAAUAGUAAUAAAGGUGGGGUGACCUCUGGUCUCUUCUAGAUUUCUCUGUACCACCACCAAUAAUGGUUGUGCCAGCCUCUCUCAGCCUUUUCAGCCAGCUGCCCCCAGUGCCUUAUUGUUUGUGGCCAUACCAAUCCUAAAGGAAAGAUGGAGGAUGAGAGGAAGGAGCAGCAGCACUUAAAUUUUUUUAUUGAAAGGAAACGGCUAUUGCAGUAUUCGCAGGAGGAUCAUGGACUAUGUUCUGUGCCAUUCAGUGCCCACCUUCUGUACAGUGUGCCACAGGCUUAUGUGCCAUGUAUUCCCUGUUACACAUAUCCUGGCACUUUAUACAAAAGCAUUCUCGCUCCCUGUUUGAAUGAAGCCUGGAUUUAAAGGCAACAUUUCCCCAGAUCAGAUAAACAUAUCAAAUACAUAUCAACAGGCCACCAUGUUUUUUACGUGCAGCUCCAGUUCAUUUUUAGAAAUGUAAGUAUGCACCAUGCAGCUAAUAAACCCAAUAAAGAGCGUGCAUUUUCCUAUAGUUUUGCAGUGUAAAUAGUUGUACCAUGAAGAUCAGCUGUAUGUGGAUUUAAUGUUUAAUUUUGAAACCCCAACAUAG
Messenger RNA from Xenopus tropicalis (tropical clawed frog), 2936 nucleotides. It is a transcript of the gene plcd3, whose product is annotated as phospholipase C delta 3. NCBI's taxonomy places the organism in Eukaryota, Metazoa, Chordata, Amphibia, Anura, Pipidae. Bases 91 to 2334 code for a protein of 747 amino acids. Gene Ontology annotation, molecular function: calcium ion binding; phosphoric diester hydrolase activity; hydrolase activity. The transcript has 15 exons. Gene Ontology annotation, cellular component: plasma membrane; cleavage furrow; membrane. Gene Ontology annotation, biological process: intracellular signal transduction; lipid catabolic process; lipid metabolic process. The record is from RefSeq and is a predicted model, not a curated record.